Messenger RNA from Trichomycterus rosablanca, 827 nucleotides. RefSeq names its product deoxythymidylate kinase (thymidylate kinase) (gene dtymk). Gene Ontology annotation, molecular function: nucleoside diphosphate kinase activity; dTMP kinase activity; ATP binding. Bases 121 to 759 code for a protein of 212 amino acids. The record is from RefSeq and is a predicted model, not a curated record. Gene Ontology annotation, cellular component: nucleus; cytoplasm; mitochondrion. NCBI's taxonomy places the organism in Eukaryota, Metazoa, Chordata, Actinopteri, Siluriformes, Trichomycteridae. Gene Ontology annotation, biological process: dUDP biosynthetic process; dTDP biosynthetic process; dTTP biosynthetic process. The transcript is spliced from 5 exons.
CCGCCGAAAGAGAAGACGUUGUUACGCGGGAAGAGACUUACAUCACCAGCCGUGCUUUUAUUAUUGUUAUUAUUAUUAUAGUUUAUAUUUUUAUACAUUUCUACAGUAAUAAUCGUGAUAAUGGCGGGUAGUCGGGGGGCGCUGAUCGUUCUUGAGGGUGUCGAUAAGGCAGGAAAAACUACACAGUGUAAGAAACUGGUACAAUCACUUCAACAGAGCGGCCGAGCAGCAGAACUCCUCAGAUUCCCCGACAGAACGACGCAGAUCGGCCAGCUGAUUAAUUCGUACCUGGAGAAAAGGAGCAACCUGGAGGACCAUACAGUACACUUACUGUUCUCAGCAAACCGCUGGGAGCUGGUUCCUUUAAUGAAGAAGAAGCUGGAUCUGGGCAUCAACCUGGUGGUGGACCGCUACGCCUUCUCCGGAGUGGCUUUCACCAGCGCCAAACCCGGUUUCUCUCUGGACUGGUGUAAGAACCCUGACGUGGGGCUGCCCAAGCCGGACCUGGUGAUGUUCCUGCAGCUGAACCCCGCCGUGGCAGCAGAACGCGGCGAGUUUGGGAGAGAGCGCUAUGAGACGAACGCUUUUCAGGCGACGGUGCAGCAGAGGUUCGAACAGCUCAUCAGCGACCCGUCCAUCAACUGGAAGGUCAUUGAUGCCGCAAGAAGCAUAGAGGAAGUGCACAGUGAGAUUAAAGUGCUGAGCGAGAACGCCAUCAACGCCGCCGCCAACCUGCCUAUCGGAGAACUCUGGAAAUGAACUGUUGAGCCUGAUUAAGCCUGAACAGGCUGGAUUUUUUUAUAUAAAUAAAGAUAAAACUCCAUCCA